GGGAGCCCCUCGGACCAUAGGCCUUAAGACCUACCACAUCGCAUCGCGGUUGCAUCCUGACCUUCCCGUCAGCUCCCUUGGCCGGGCACCAUACUGACCGCAGGCCGUGCGUGUGAGCCGCCCGGGCCAGCCCUCCCUUCACCGACUCGCCCCGUCUGACCCCUCUCGACUCAUACAGGCGUUCUGAAAAUGUCUCAGAAGCUCUCGUUUGACCAGUUCGAAUUCAAAAAGACCCUGGGGACGGGUGAGCAGAAGCAGGAAUGGCGUAAUUGCAUGACGCUGAGUGUGUUGUGUAUGUGGGUUGUGGCUGCAUGUGGUCAUGCACAGGUUCGUUUGGUCGGGUGUUUCUGGCCAAGUGGAAGGGCGAUGCCAACAAGGACCCGGUGGCCAUCAAGCGGCUAAAGAAGGCGGCUGUCAUCCGCCAGAAGCAGGUCGACCACAUCAACAGCGAGAAGAGCAUCCUCGCAGCACUCGACCACCCAUUCAUCGUACGUAGCACACCCACAACCAUCCCCACCCCACUGCAGCCUCCCUCCCUCCCUCCCUCCCUGCCACUGUGCGUGUCCACUAGGUGAACAUGCACGGGGUGUUCCACGACCCGAGGUAUCUGUACAUUGUGAUGGAGUACGUCGUGGGCGGCGAGUUCUUCACACACCUCCGCAAGACCGGCCGCUUCGAAAACGACACCUCGCGCUUCUACGCCGGCAUCGUCACGGCCAUCUUCGACUACCUCCAUGGAAAAAAUAUCAUCUACAGGUGCGGUGCGCUCUCCUUAUAUAUCGAGACACCACACCCACAGACAGAGAAAGGCGGAGAGGGGGAGAGAUCCAUCUAUCAUGCCGUCGGUGGUCUCUCUCUGUGUGUGCUAUGCUAUAAGGGACCUGAAGCCGGAGAACAUUUUGAUCAACCGCGACGGGUACCUGAAGCUGACGGAUUUCGGGUUUGCCAAGAUCAUCGAGUUCCGCACCUACACACUCUGCGGCACACCAGAAUACAUCGCACCUGAGGUCCUACUCAACAAAGGUAAGCACACACUGACUAGACUGACUGCAUCAGACAGACACCCACCCCACAGUGCACGGACGCACCGCAUAAAUAAGGUGUCUGCCUCCCUGUGUGUGUUGUGUUGUGUUAUGGUGUAUGUGUGUGAAGGUCACGGCAAGCCUGUGGAUUGGUGGACGUUGGGCAUUCUGAUCUACGAGAUGCUGGUGGGCUACCCGCCCUUCGUCGACGAGGAUCCCAUGGGCAUCUACCAAAAGAUUCUCGCGGGCAAAAUCGUCUUCCCCAAAUUCAUUGACAAGUAGUCAUGCCUUCACCCCACACACAUACACAUACAAAGAGAGACAAAGAGACAGAGACUAAGAGAGACCUCCCCAUCUGUCCAUCUGUGUGUGGCUUGUCUGUCCCCAGAAAUGCCAAGUCUCUGAUCAAGAAGCUGUUGACGGCUGACCUGGGGAAGCGGUACGGCAACUUGAAGGCAGGUGUGGAGGACAUCAAGAAGCACAAGUGGUUCACGGGCUUCUCCUUCGAGGACCUCCUCGCCAAACGCAUACCCGCACCAUCCAAACCUGUCGUCAAGGUCAAGCAAACCCACAGACAGUCCCCUCAAGCACACAUAGAGACAUGCACAGACAGACAGACUGACAGACAGAGAGAGAGACACAGGGAGGGGAGAAGGCGGACGGGGUGGCGAGUGGUAGAGGUGCACACAGAUGGAUGGAUGGAUGGAUGUUGUGUGCAUUGCUUCAUUCAGAGCAAGGACGACACGUCGAACUUCGAGGAUUACCCGGACAGCGAAGACAUUCCGCCUGCCAUAUCCGCCUCCAGCGACCCAUUCGUCGACUGGUGAUCCAUCCAUCCAUCCAUCUGGCCAUCCAGCUAUCUAUCCAUCGGCUGAUUGAUGCAUCCCAUGAACACACCACACCACACAUGGGUUGAACGGCUAACUAG
This is a messenger RNA of Vitrella brassicaformis, 1950 nucleotides long. The record is from the annotation of a GenBank genome assembly. Lineage: Eukaryota; Vitrellaceae.